Messenger RNA from Anopheles coustani, 1656 nucleotides. RefSeq names its product alpha-protein kinase 1-like. The transcript has a single exon. Lineage: Eukaryota; Metazoa; Arthropoda; Insecta; Diptera; Culicidae. Bases 1 to 1656 code for a protein of 551 amino acids. The record is from RefSeq and is a predicted model, not a curated record.
AUGGGCCUAGGAAGUAGUGUUGUAGCCGCCCCAAAGUGUGAAAAUAUUCCAUCGUUCGCAACGAAGCCCGUCCGCCAUUCAAAGCAAGCAACCGUUACUUCAAACGCCGGCAUGACCAAUGGGACAAUGUUUCAACCGCAGUAUACGGAGGUAUUUUCCGCGGCUCCUUCGAGUGCGGUCCCGGGCGGUAGUGUGCAGAUGGAACAGUUCAACACGGCCAACAGUCAACACUGGCAAAGUAUGGAAGCAUCGGCACCGACGAUCAGCACAACCCGGCAGUCGCGAUCGCGGCAUCGCAAUCUCUUCGACUCACGGCUGAACACCUCGUUUGUCGAUAGUGAGGUGGUGAAUAGUGCGGCCGACACCCGGCUCGCUGACAUCCGCCGGGUGGAGGAAAAUCUGCGCAUGGAAAGCCGUAUGCUGAGUGAAAACAACAACAUCCCGAUGGCUCGCUGCUCGACGCCGAGUCCCGCCUAUUGCUUCCACUGCGAUCACGAUCACCGAGAACGUUGCUGCCUGUACGUCGGAGAUAAGCCCGAAGAUGGACCGUACUAUUCUCGGUGGAAGCGCGACCUGGAGAAUCCUUCCGUGAGGCCCCAGUACAUCCCGAAGAUUCCGGAGGCAGUUUCGGGCAAUAGUACACCGUUCUGGUUCCCGGCCUACACCUACACGAAGCCGGAGGAAAUUAGGCAGAAGAUGAUGGAGAAGCAUCCACCGUUGCCACCGGUUUGGAUGCGCCAGUACUACUAUCCGCUGGUUGGACAUGGCCACGAGUAUCAGCUGUUGAACCAAGCGACGCUGGAACCUCCGACACCAUACCAGCAGUAUCUUCAGCAGCAUCAGCAGGAGCUGUAUCGGUUGUAUCACCAGCAACAGCAGCAGCAGAUGCAGCAACAGCAGCAAUUCCACCAUCAACACCACCAUAGUCAACAUCAACGCGAGGAUCCUCUGUGUCGUGACGGUCGGAAAUGCACCGCCAUUUCACCGGAAACGACGCCUUACGUGCAGCAGUUCCAGCACGUCCACAGUGUGCAACCGAUGCAGCCGACGCCAUAUUUCUACCAAAGCAGCUACUACAAUGGCCACCUUCCGCCCCCACAGCAGCAGUUCUAUGCGGCCGGAUAUUCAACGACCACCGGUGGAAUUCCGAUCUAUCACGAUGCCUACCUGCAUCCGGCACACUAUCCGGUCAGCUACGCUCCAGCAACGCCACUUCCAGCGAGGGAACCAACGCCACCGGCAGCCCCGACCACCUCCACGCCGCUAUGGCUUCUCUUCUGCCAAAAGCUGUCCCGCAAGUUUCCCGAUCGAAGCAAAAAAUCGUCCCCCUCGAAGGGACGCUCGGCGGGAAAGGGUUUCCCUCAUCACCACGUGCGCCACAAUCCGACAACGAUAGUGCAGCCACCCGCCCUGUCCAACGCCACACCGGACUACCAUCAUCCGCCCAAGUACACCACCUUCGAGCAUCCGCAUCAGCUGCAGUUCCAGGCGCCGCAAAGCUAUUACAAGCAGCCCAUGAACCCCGUCCACCACAGCAGUCGAAUGGGACAAACGAUGGUUACCCACCAUUUGGCCAGCUCGUACUACACCGGCCAACUGCCAGCGGCCAACGAUAUCGGCAUGUACUACGUGCCACCGACGGCGGUUGAUAUUUAA